Molecule: messenger RNA, 1919 nt
Organism: Harpegnathos saltator (Jerdon's jumping ant)
Lineage: Eukaryota; Metazoa; Arthropoda; Insecta; Hymenoptera; Formicidae
Product: UPF0415 protein C7orf25 homolog
Exons: 4
Coding region: 381-1598 (405 amino acids)
Source: RefSeq, a predicted model, not a curated record
GUCGUCGUCGGCGUCAGCGUCAGCGUCAGCGUCGACGUCGGCGUCGGCGGUCGUUUCUCCUCCAGAUCUACGUGCGUAACUUCGGCGCGUAAUGUUACAUGUCGACUUGCGCGUCGACAUCGACGACAACUGUCACCUGUCACCAACGACGACGGAAUAGCGCGAACGGAAAGUGAGUGAGUUAGGUUAAUUGAAGUGGAUUUCGCACAGCCUAAGCGACGACAUUACGCGAAAUCGAGCUUGUGACGCAAGAUGGCCGCGCACAACACUACUCUCGGCAAACGUGUCUACCGCGCGGAAUUAUCGCGGGCGGCGGUAGGGAAGGCGCGUUUUCGCUCGCUGCCAGCACGUCGAGCCGCGACUCGCGAUUAUUCGCCGCGAUGGAUAGCAAGAGCGAAUUGCUGGGAUGUCUGCGUGAGAAAAUUGCCGACGGCCACGGCAUGGUCGAGCGACUCAGGCUUAUGAACAAGAUCGACGGCGUGGAUAAGCUGAUACGGAAAAUCCAGCAGGAGAUCAAGUUUCUGGAAAAGGUACAAUGUACGGAGACUGUGAAGAAGGAACAUCUGCAGAGCACAAAUCUGAUUCAUCUCAAUGCUGUGGUAGCUCGACUGUCUUGUGCAAAGAACCCUACCAAUGUGAUAAAGCCCUUCAAAUAUCAGGAAUCACGUCUGGAAGUGGACAUAGUGUGUAACAAUGGUGCUUCUUGGGUGAAAGUUAUAGCCAGAAAUGCCAAAGCCUUGACUCUGAUAUCACUUGGCAAAGGAGAGUACGGACAGAAAUCUGUCCUGGAUCAGGCCAAUUCCUAUUUGAUGUGCAGCAAAUGUCAUCUGCAUCACUACAAACCGCCAGAUGUCAUAUUCCAUUUUGCUUGUGGCAUAGAGACGCCUUUGGCAUCGCGUCUGGAGCAAAUGGGUGUUAUUGUUGAAGGAGAGAGGAUAGAAACUGGCUCUGACAAUGUGUACCAUCAAUAUGAAAAACAUCUGGAGGUAGAACACGAGCUGGAUUUCCCCAAAGAAUUUACCAAUGACUCUAAGAAAGAUGUGGAUCUGCAAUCGUUGAACACGUCCGCGCUUUUCACCGAGAUCAAGCUCCUGAAUUUGGAUGUAUCGACAUUGUUGGCUUACGUGACCAACAUGGCCAAUGGACAUAGUAAUUACGCUUAUCGGGAACCGUUGCUUACGCAGCAGGCAGAGAUGGAGAAUAAACGUCCUAUAAAACCGAUCUUGGACAAUCUGUUUCGCGACAAGGAACUCAUCGCGUGUCGCACAGCGUACGACAACUUUAUGAGCAUCAUCGACGUUAUCGGUGGUCCACAGGAGACGCAGCGGGCGCACGAGUUGCUGAAGAAAAUUCGAAUCGUCGAUGAUAUGCCCACCGGACGAGUCAUGGAGAAAUUACGUCUGGGCGGUAAAAUUAAGGAUCGAUCGCGAAUAGUGUUCGCGACCGGCGAGAAUAUGAAGAGCAUCACAGUCUCCGCCAAUGAAGGAUUCGUGAGAGCAGCACGUAUGCAGGGAAUCGAAUGUACAGUCUUUUUACACGAGCCAAGAUCAUUGUCGGAAAUUAAAGAAGGUUACGCGACGAGCGUGCAACCAUCUUGAUAUUACUCUAGAUCCAAGUCUAGCCUAUUGCGAAGAAAACAUACUGCCGUACAAAAUAAUAAGCAUAUUUGUAUCACUAAUUUAUUACAUUGUCCGACAUCUCCAAAAGAUGAUUGUACAUGAUUGUUCCUUUAACAAAGGGUCUGUCAUACUUCGUUACCAUUGAACUUGUUGAAAGAUUCCGUUGUACUCUCUUCGAAUUCUGUAAAAUAUGAGCAACCGAUUGUGUAUAUACAUACAUAAAUACAUGAUACGUAUGUGUGUGUGUGUGUGCGUGUGUGUACAUACAUACAUAAUUGACGUAAGAACGUUGGAAUUGUA